Molecule: messenger RNA, 1173 nt
Organism: Rhododendron vialii
Lineage: Eukaryota; Viridiplantae; Streptophyta; Magnoliopsida; Ericales; Ericaceae
Product: hydroxyethylthiazole kinase
Exons: 2
Coding region: 82-933 (283 amino acids)
Biological process (GO): thiamine biosynthetic process
Molecular function (GO): hydroxyethylthiazole kinase activity; magnesium ion binding; ATP binding
Source: RefSeq, a predicted model, not a curated record
GUAUUGUUUUCGAUCACCAUAUCCAUUGCAAAUCCAAGUCUUUAUACAGAGAUCUUCUUCAUCUGAGUUCGACAGACAGCCAUGGUAGACAACACCCACCAAAUAAAACACCAACAAUCCUCCCCAGAGUGGGGCCCAACAGCCUGGGCCCACCUCUCCGCCGUCAGAACCCACUCACCCCUCAUCCAAUGCAUCACCAACUUCGUCUCCAUGGACCUUAUGGCCAACACCCUCCUCUCCGCCGGCGCGUCGCCGGCCAUGAUCCACUCGCUCCGGGAAAUCCCCGACUUCACCCCUCGCGCCGCUGCCCUCUGCGUCAACGUCGGCACGCUCACCGCCGAGUGGCUUCCGGCAAUGAUGGCGGCGGCGGAGGCGGCGGGGAGGGCGGGCAAGCCGUGGGUGCUCGACCCGGUCGCGGCUGGGGCGAGCAGGUUCCGGUUGGAGGCUUGCCGUGAGCUUGUUGGGAUGAGGCCGACUGUUGUAAGAGGAAAUGGGUCUGAGAUUCUCGCUCUUGCUAAUGCCUCUGUUGGACCUAGUAAGGGUGUAGAUAGCUCGCAUGAAUCAACAGACGCUGUGGAAGCAGCAAAAUCCUUGGCUAAAUCAAGUGGCUGUAUAGUUGCUGUAUCCGGAGCUGUUGACAUUGUUACAGAUGGGCAGCGAGUUGUUGGUGCACAAAAUGGCGUGGCCAUGAUGCAGAAGAUUACAGCCACAGGUUGCUCUGUCACUGCUCUCAUUGCUGCCUUUGUUGCAGUAGACCCAUUAUAUGCUUUUGAAGCUACAGCUACUGCAUUAUCCAUAUUUGGUAUUGCUGGUGAGAUUGGAAUGGACAUGGCCAAGGGUCCUGCUUCGCUAAGGGUGCAUUUGAUUGAUUCACUUUAUGGGCUUGAUCAAGAUACUGUAGUUCGUCGGGUUAACAUCAUCAGCUUCUCAUGAUACACUGUACAUGGUAUGUAAAUAACCAGUUUUCCUGUUUGAGUUAUGUUUUUAUGUUUCGAGAAGAUGACUGAAUCAACAACUUGGCAUGUUAAGCCUAAAGCCCCGUAGGUCUUAUAUUGUAGGUGAUGCUUGAUUCUAUUGAUAAUAAUGACCAACUCACUGCUCUCUUAUGUGGAACUAACAAUUCGCUACAAGGACAACUAUUUUUAUGAGAUAUGCAGUUUUUGUGUCGGGUAA